Molecule: messenger RNA, 1734 nt
Organism: Ornithodoros turicata
Lineage: Eukaryota; Metazoa; Arthropoda; Arachnida; Ixodida; Argasidae
Exons: 2
Coding region: 115-1734 (539 amino acids)
Source: RefSeq, a predicted model, not a curated record
AUGGAAACGCCACCUGUCGUCGAUUUCGCGAAGUUCUCUCAGUCCGCCAUUGUACGUAUGAUCCGGACGCCCGGAUUGUUGGUACGGUGUGAUACUCUUAUUUCUUAUUAAGAAAUGCCUUCGCAGUGUUGCGUGUCUGGGUGCAGACAGCUAGGUUAUCGAGAUGCGGCGGGAAAUAAGGUUUCGUUUUACCGGUUCCCGAACGAUGAAAAUCGGAGGGCAUUGUGGAUAAAGGCUGUGAAUCUACGCAACGAGAAUGUGCCAUUGGAAAUCAAGAAGACAACAUUUGUCUGCUCCAAGCACUUUUUGUCGUCAGACUUUCUCUCAAAUGUGGCAAAUGGAUACCGCCGCCUGAAAGAAACCGCAGUGCCGUGCUGUGCCGUGGAAGCUCUGUCUGUGCCAGCAGCGGUAGCAACAUGUGAGGUUGGCGACAGCAGUGGUAACUGUGUGCCAGCACCAGUUGCAACAAGUGAAGAUAACAACAACAGUGGCAUCUGUAGCAGUGCGUCAAAUCCCGAUGCCAUUGCUGCUCAGGGAUGCAGUCACGUGAGUUCGUCACCUUUGGAAGAUCCCGAGCCCAUGGAGACGCAAGAACCUCAAAGUGACACCUGCAGCUGCAAUAGAGGUACCAUUGUGCAGUUACUGACGCGGCAACUUGCGGAGAAAGACGAAGAAGUUCGAAUUUUGAAAAGUCAGCUGCGCCAUGCAAACGAACGGGCGAAGGAGAUACUUCAAGAGAAGCAGAAGGUUGAGUUUCAACUCAUGCAGCUUGAAAAAGAACACGACCACUGCACAAAAGCAAUGGAUGUACAUUCUCUGUGCAUAUCAGAUGAAAGAACUCAGUUCUACACUGGCUUGCCAGACCUAGAAAUUUUUGACGCUCUUCAUGACUAUCUUGACCCUGGGGAAAAUGGCUCCAACAUUGCACGACAGAAAAAGCCAGGGAACACUCCACCACAGGCAGGAUGUGGCAGGAUGCGGAAGCUUUCAACAAAGAACGAGUUGUUCCUUGUGCUUGUAAGGCUCCGCUUGGGUCUCUUUGAGCAAGACUUGGCAGACCGCUUUGGAGUCUCGCAGUCAACAGUAUCUCGCAUUUGCAUAUCGUGGCUUAAUUUUAUGUAUUUGAAGCUACUAAAGUUGCCACUAUGGCAGCCUCGCUCUGUAGUGAACACCACCAUGCCCACCGCAUUCAAGGAAAAGUAUGCAACCACGAGGGUCAUCCUAGACGCAACAGAGGUCAGGUGUGAAGUUGCAAGCUCAUUAGCUCUUCAAUCUAGCACCUACUCGACAUACAAGAGUGCAAAUACAUUCAAGGGACUCGUUGGAAUAGCCCCAAAUGGGCUGGUAACUUUCGUGUCAGAACUUUUCACUGGGUGCACGUCUGACAGAGAAUGCGUAAUAAGGAGUGGAUUUCUUGAGCUGCCAUUUGAAGAAGGGGACUCUGUCAUGGCAGACAAGGGUUUUACUAUUGCUGAUCUCCUGGAGAAAAAGAAAGUGCACUUGAAUAUUCCACCUUUCCUUCGUAAUGAAGAGUUCACUGCGGCACAAGUACAAGAAACAAAACAGAUUGCGUCAUUACGAAUUCAUAUUGAACGUAGAAUUCGGCGCGUAAAGUCAUUUCACAUUUUUGAUAGAGUUGUGCCACUGAGCCUUGGGCCAGUAGCAAAUCAAAUGUGGACUGUUGCUGUUAUCCUAACCAACUUCCAAAGUCCAUUGGUUGACGACAGCAACUAG